This is a messenger RNA of Osmia lignaria (orchard mason bee), 2804 nucleotides long. The record is from RefSeq and is a predicted model, not a curated record. NCBI's taxonomy places the organism in Eukaryota, Metazoa, Arthropoda, Insecta, Hymenoptera, Megachilidae.
AUGGCAAAAUUUUGGGAUUUCGAGGCUCGUAAAUUCUUAAACGUUUCAGCGAAUUGUGAAAAGGACAUGACAGAAUAUUUGACAGCUCUAUUGGCAAAAGAAGAAUGGGCAUUAAAAAGCAAAUACAUAUGUAAUACGAUUACAUUCUUGUCCGUAGUGAUCGAUGCAACCGGAAGAUACACCUGGGGUUUGUUAUCCGGCAAUGUGUACUGGUUAGGAGCUGUGGACCAAUGUCGUGAAAUGGAGAUGAAAUUCAUCGAAUGGCGGCAAAAGAGCAAAACGAUUGAACGCGAAAGUAAUCUACCACCAUUUCUAGUCAGCAUGUCAUCCGUUACCUUCAACCUAAACGUACCAAGUUCUAAGCUUAACGAGACUUACAAAAUCAUUUUUGGACUAUGCUUACCCGAUAUUUGUGACACAAAGGACACUGAAAAGCUGUUAUACUUUGCUCAAGAUCCAUCGAGAAGUAAUUCAUCCAUGAAAAUCGUGAUUGAAAAUGUUAGGAACCUCUCGAAAGGAUACACGCUUUGGGAAGACAGAGUAUUCUAUGCUUUAUUAGUGACAUUCAUCAUAGUGGGUGUGUUGGUGAUCCUGGCUACUUUCUACGACAUUUAUCUCAGAUAUCAGGUAUUAUACGCCGAAAAAACAAACCAAAACAUGAGAAACGAAAAUGAAUCGGAAAUGAAAAGUAUGAAUAUUAAUGAAACUACUACAGUCGAAGAAAUUACGAUCGCGAAAUUAUGGUCGGUCAAGAAACAUAAUGGAACGUUGGAUAUAUAUGAUUCAGAUAGCGUACCAAAACCACUGUCGGAAGCACUGCUAUCUUUCAGCUUGCUGUUGAAUCUUUCAAAACUUUUUAGUUUCGAUGUCGGAACUGAUACUUUGGCACCUAUUCACGGAUUAAGAUUUUUAUCUAUAAUAUGGGUCAUUCUUGUUCACACUUGUUUAACCGUGAACGUACUUUCUGAGGGUAAAACGUUCAAAUCAAACGCGGAAAAUGAUUUCUUUUAUCAAACCAUCAGUAAUGGCACGUACGCUGUCGACACGUUUUUCUUUAUAAGUGGAUGUUUAGUAUCGUUUCUUUAUUUUCGUACGAUUACGAAAGAUGUUAUAAAAAAGAAGAAGGUGGUGAAGGGUAACACUGGUCAACUCUUCCAGUUCUUAGGAAUGAUAUGGUAUAGAUACUUUCGGUUGACUCCGAUUUACCUUUUAGUAAUUGGUUUGAUCGAGGUGUUUAUGAGCUGGUAUUAUAGUCACACGAUGCUCGACAUAUACACACUCGAUUAUAAAAAUUGCAGAAAAUUCUGGUGGCGAAAUGUUUUAUACAUUAAUACUUAUUUCCAUAUGGAUGAGCGAUGUAUCGUGUGGAGCUGGUAUUUAGCAAAUGAUACGCUAUUUUAUACCAUUGGGAUAAUUAUUCUUAUAAUUGCUGUAAGACACUUUCGUACUGCCAGCAUCAUGACAAUAUCCAUUCUAAUUAUAUCUUGGAUUACCACAGUGAUUAUCUCCUUAAACAUGGGCCAUGUACCGAGUAUUCAGGAUCCAUUCGCGCAUUACGAGAGCCUGUACGACAAACCCUGGUCCAGAAUCGGACCGUAUUUGUUUGGAAUGCUAACAGGAUGGUACCUUUAUAAAUCUGACUGCAAAUUGUCAGUCAGUAAAACUAUAGCCUUAGUAUAUUGGAUUCUCUCUUUCAUCAUCAUGAUAAGUAUAGUGUAUGGAUUAUACGGAACCAUGUUUGGACCAUUUAUGGCUGCUGUAUAUACCGCGUUAUCACAUUCUGGGUGGGCGAUUUCCAUAGCAUGGAUUUUAAUAGCUUGCGUCACUGGACACGGAGGUAUAGUCAAUAAAGUACUAUCCUGGAAAGGUUUAUAUCCUCUCUCUAGGUUGACUUAUUGCGCCUAUUUGAUACAUCCUGCCAUCAUGCGAGCAGUUGUGUUACGAGGAGAAGCUUCAAUGCACUUAACGCAAGGGCUUAUGGCAAUACUAUUUUUUGGAUUCGUAAUCUCAACGUACGCAGUUUCAUUAUUCCUCAGCUUGUUCUUCGAAGCUCCCAUGGUGUCUUUACUAAGAAUAGUUCAUCCUUUGAGACAAUGGAAGAAAACAAUCUAAUUGAACAACAUUAUGUAUGUUCGACAGAAACAAUCAACUUCUCACUGGUCUACUUUCUGAUUAACAACAGACACAAUAUAACUGAUUGCGAAACGGCACACAUUAUAUAAGAAACUUGGCAAAUAUAAGUCAAAAAUAAGAUUUACUUAUGCUCAAAACGUAGAAAAAUAACAAGCACUUCCUGAGUUUACAACAACUAUGUAUGUACAUACAUGUUUUCAUCAGAUUAUUAAAAAAAGCGAAUUGUAUUAAAAAUUUCGAAAGCAAUAUCCAGGAAAUUUACAAACCGGAGGAAGAAUUUCAAGGAAGACUAGUCGAGCAAUUAAAAAGCAGUCUAUACGUAUACAUGUCUGUUUGUGUAUACAUACUUGUAUAAGUGGAUUUUUUAAACUUCUCGAUUCGUUUCCAAAUACGAAUUACUUAAAAUACCGACAUUACCAUCCCAAGAUACUGUUUAAAAUUUACUAUGAACAGAUUUAAAUCUGUAUGGGAGCCGUUGGCAUCGUCUUACCAUAAGCCUUACCAUAAACGAUAUUUCAGGAAAAUGUGCAAGCAGAGAGACAGAUAAACAACAAGAGAUACGGUAUCCGAAGGUGAAGAAUUUUGUAACAGAAAAUUGAUGAUUGAUGAAACAUGGAAAUCAUUCAACAAGAAAGGUCAACCAUCGGCGGCCAAAGCCAAUUUUGGACCUU